This is a messenger RNA of Coregonus sp. 'balchen', 2161 nucleotides long. Lineage: Eukaryota; Metazoa; Chordata; Actinopteri; Salmoniformes; Salmonidae. The record is from the annotation of a GenBank genome assembly.
GUCUACUGCAGCCAUCAACAUGAAGCUGAAUCCAUUUGUGACAUCCUCGAGGCGUAAGAACCGCAAGAGGCACUUCAAUGCCCCCUCACACAUCCGGAGGAAGAUCAUGUCCUCCCCUCUCUCCAAGGAGCUCCGUCAGAAGUACAAUGCGAGGUCCAUGCCCAUCCGUAAGGACGACGAGGUCCAGGUAAAGACCCCAUAACCACGCUGUUUCACCAGACUUUAAACUAAUUCUGAGGUUGGCUUACUAGUUGCUACUAAUGUGCGUGAGGAGUACAUAACUCCAGCCCUGUAAUUACAGGUCAGCCCAGAACUAACACCAUGAGUUCAAACCAGUACAAAUUAACGUUAAGAUUUGUCACGUGGGUGAUGUCAUCUUUAAUGAUAUUUUCCAUGUUUGUGCUGUGCAGGUUGUCCGUGGACACUACAAAGGCCAGCAGAUUGGCAAGGUAGUGCAGGUCUACAGGAAGAAGUAUGUAAUCUACAUUGAGCGCGUGCAGAGAGAGAAGGCCAACGGAACCACCGUGCACGUCGGCAUCCACCCGAGCAAGGUGAGGCUCUAACGUCUCCCUGUAGUCACACACGUGUACUUUUUUGUUUAUGCAUAAUGUGUAUAGCUGUAUUAUACAUGACGUAUGUACCAUGUUUGAUAAUGAUAGUUUGUCUCAACUCAAUUUGAGUGGUCCACAAUGUUUUUUUUUUUUUUAAAUCAGUAUUUUCUAUUGUAUCGUUGUGGAGCGACGCAUAACAAAUCUCACUCUAACACAUCUAAAGAACUACCAUGCUCAGCAGCUACCUGUUGGUGAUGCAUACAUGUAGGAAUUUCUACAUGCAGGUUUAUCAGUGUGUCCAAGCUCAGUGGUCACCACACCUGGGUCACGUUCAGUUUGUGCAAUUGGGAGAUAAUAAUAAAAAAAACAUUACAAAAUUGCAUAUUUCUGCUGGAAAUGCCAUGGUAAUACACCUGUUUCUAGAUGUUUUCUCAUGCCCUCUGACUUUCUCCAAUGCACUUUGACAAGGAGGUGUGGAAUCAAGGAACGAUUCAUUGAGUUCAAAUGUUUCGGUAGGGUGCCUGGUGAGGGUAAACUGAGUGAAUGUACAGUUAUUUGCCAUUCACCACUGGUUUCAGCCUUCAGAUGUCAUGGCAAUGGGUGUUUUUCUGUUACGAAGGAAGAUUAGUUGACUAGUCAGCCUUACUGUAAGUCACUGGAUAUCUUGGCUGAUUUGAACAUGUCGUAUGGCAGCAGGCACCUCAUGUAUGUUAGGCCUACUGUAGCUUAGUUGGUAGAGCAUGGCGCUUGCAACGCCAGGGUUGUGGGUUCGAUUCCCACGGGGGGCCAGUAUGAAAAAUGUAUGCACUCACUAACUGUAAGUCGCUCUGGAUAAGAGCAUCUGCUAAAUGACUAAAAUGUCAAUAAUGUAUACUUUGUACUGGGGAAGAAACAUUGACUACCUGCUAGUGCUCCACUUACUGCAUUUACUGCAGUUACCUGACAUGUAAGCCAUUGCCUAGGAUCAAUGUUCAAGUGUGAGACUGAAGAAAAGGUUUUAGUCUAGGUUACUUGUUUGUGAUGGUCAAUGCAUUCCUACUUUACUCCAGCCAGUCUUGGACAUCAGUGAUAUUACUAGUAGUAAUACAUUUGAUAUGGUUCCCCCAGUCUUUUGUAGAAUUAGAGGGCUCUUCUCAUUUGUCUAAUAGAAUGGCUCUCCAUGUUAUGUCUGGACAUGAUUUUGUCAUUUCUGAUUGGGAUUGCAUGCGGAAUUGCACAUGAUGUCCACUGUUUUGCAGAAACUCACAAUUUAGCUUCUCAAGCCUGGCCUGCUUCUGGUGUAGCUAGACUAGUAUUGUGGCUGAGAAGUGUUUCUUCAUGAAGAGGAAUUCAGUUUGUUUCAUUAAUCCGUUUUUUUCACCACACUGUUUUUAUGGAAGUCGACCUAGAACCAAUCCUCCUCCUGCUCUAAAUGAUUGUGCCAAUCACAUCUCUCCUUUCCCUCUUCCCUGCCAGGUCGUGAUCACCAGGCUAAAGCUGGACAAGGAUCGCAAAAAGAUCCUGGAGCGUAAAGCCAAGUCCCGCGCUGACGGAAAGGAGAAGGGCAAAUACAAGGAGGAAACCAUUGAGAAGAUGGCAGAGUGAAAAUCUAUUGGUUACAAUAAACUGUU